Molecule: messenger RNA, 2385 nt
Organism: Hypanus sabinus (Atlantic stingray)
Lineage: Eukaryota; Metazoa; Chordata; Chondrichthyes; Myliobatiformes; Dasyatidae
Gene: dntt
Product: deoxynucleotidyltransferase, terminal
Exons: 11
Coding region: 1-1578 (525 amino acids)
Biological process (GO): double-strand break repair via nonhomologous end joining
Cellular component (GO): nucleus
Molecular function (GO): DNA nucleotidylexotransferase activity; DNA-directed DNA polymerase activity; DNA binding
Source: RefSeq, a predicted model, not a curated record
AUGAGCUCAGCUGAAAAACUGGGAGGUAUGGGAAUCAUGCCUAAGAGAAAAAAGCAGAAAGGUGGUGAACACUGCAGCUUACACAGUAAAUAUGAAGUGAAAUUUCAAGAUCUGCUCUUAUUUAUUGUGGAAAGGAAAAUGGGAUCAAGCAGAAGAAUGUUCUUGAUGGAUUUAGCACGUAAGAAAGGAUUCAGAGUUGCUGAUAUCAUGAGUGAUUCAGUUACACAUAUUGUAACUGAGAAUAACUCCUGGAAUGAGAUUUGGGACUGGAUUCAAACCCAGAAGAUGUCAGAUGCCAGCAAGCUAAAUUUACUUAAUAUCUCAUGGUUUACAGAGAGCAUGGGUGCUGGUAAACCUGUAGACAUUGAGGAACGCCACAGACUGCAGGUGCAGAAGACUUGCUUGCUUCAAUCAGGUCCAUCGCCAGCUUCACCGGUGACAACUGUCUCUCAGUUUGCGUGUCAGAGGAAAUCAACACUUGACAAUAAAAACAAGAUAUUCACGGAUGCAUUGGAUCUUUUGGCAGAAAACUGUGAGUUCAAUGAAACUUAUGGCUCCUAUGUGACCUAUUCAAGAGCAACAUCAGUACUAAAAUCACUUCCUUAUACAAUAAGUGGAAUGAAUGACCUGGAGGAACUGCCCUGUUUUGGAGAACAGACAAGAACCAUAAUUGAGGAAAUUCUGGAAGAGGGCUUUUCCUCUAAGGUCAAUAAUCUGUUGCAGGAUGAGAAGUACAAAGCAAGGAAGCUGUUCACCAGUGUCUUUGGAGUGGGAGUGAAGACAGCUGACAAGUGGUAUGGACUAGGGUUUCGGACUUUAGAAGAAGUAAAAGCAACCAAAGAUCUGGCGUUUACCAAAAUGCAGAGGGCAGGGUUCUUGUACUAUGAAGAUAUCAUACAGGCUGUAAGUAAGACAGAGGCAGAAGCUGUGGGCCAAAUGAUUCAAGACAUUACCCGUGAAUGCACUUCUGUUGCCCAGGUGACUUUGACAGGAGGAUUUAGAAGAGGCAAAGAUGUUGGACAUGAUGUGGAUUUUAUAAUCAGCUGCCCUGAGGAAGGGGAUGAUGAAGGUCUCCUCCAGAAAACAGUCAAUAAACUGGACCGUCAGGGUGUGCUUCUGUUCUGUGAUUUUGUGGAGGCCACAAUGGAAAAGAGAAAACUACCCAGCAGAAAAUAUGACGCCAUGGAUCAUUUCCAAAAAUGCUUUCUGAUUCUAAAAUUAGAGGAAAGACUUUUGGACAAGAGAGAGCUCAGUGUGGCCUCCAGGUCUGCAGUGAGGCUAAAUGAUAAGGGAACAGAACAUGAAAACAAGACUAUGAUUAAAGGCUGGAAGGCUAUCCGUGUGGAUCUGGUUGUUGUGCCUGCUCAGCAGUAUGCCUUUGCACUCUUAGGAUGGACUGGAUCAAGGCAAUUUGAACGUGACUUAAGAAGAUAUGCCAACCGCGAGAAAAACAUGUUACUGGACAACCAUGGUCUAUAUGAUAAAAGGAAGCAGGUAUUUCUUAAAGCUAACACUGAGGAAGAAAUCUUUGCUCACUUGGGCUUGGAAUACCUUGAACCACAGGAAAGAAAUGCUUAAUCUCCAGAAGUAGGAAGAGCCUUUUCAAUAAAACUCACUCAAUACAAUUUUGGCAGAGGAAAAUUAUCUUACUUUGUAUAAUUUGAUUUCAAAGCCAUUGGUUUAUAAAAAGCUAAUACAACAAUAAUUGUCAACCUUGAGUGUCUAAACCGUGCUCUCCAGUCUAGCAGCAGGAUAUGACAGACAUAAAUUGUAAAUGAAACUACUUUGUAGAGAGCUACUCAGCCACCAAGUAAUGGAGACUUAGGAUCAUAGUAAACAAAGAGGGUGAUUGAUUUUUAUUUGUUGAUUUGCUUAUCAAAGAAAACUCUGGAUCUCAGAUGUAAAGAAUAAUGACCCAGCAUCCAUGGCCUUUUGGAAGGGUGAAUUCCACAUUUCCUUUGGCCAACUUUCUUAAAAACAUGAUUUAUUGCAUUCACUAUGUUGCUUUUUUUUGAUUUUUUUUCUCUGUGAUUACAUAUCAGAUACCAUAACAGUUUUGGAAAUUACAUAAUGUGCCGUUAUAUGUAGAAUUCUGCGAAUCCUUAAUAAGCUUCUCAUAACUCGGUUUAAACUAUUUUUCUUGAUACUAUAAUGUAAGAAAUUAUAAAACUAACAGCUUGCAGUAAAGCUCCAAUCAAUUUUAAAUACAUGGUCACAGUUUCUAUAAAUUUUACUGGAAUAGAUACAUCAAGCAUCUCUGUCGGGCAUUGUAGCCAAAAUAACAAGCAUGUACAAUUUUGUUAAGGUAAGAAUCUGAAAAACUGAUGCAAAAAAUAAUAUAUCUGCAACUUACCCUUUUUCUGUAUUGUUAUAUUUCCUUGUGAU